CCGGGAGACCUGAACAUGGCCUCCAUGAAUUUCAGCACCCCCGAGUACCCCGACUAUGGCACUGCCACCCUGGACCCCAACAUAUUUGUGGAUGAGUCUCUCAACACCCCCAAGCUGUCGGUCCCGGAUAUGAUCGCCCUGGUAAUCUUCGUGAUGGUCUUUCUGGUGGGGGUGCCAGGCAACUUCCUGGUGGUCUGGGUGACGGGUUUCGAGGUCCGGCGAACCAUCAAUGCCAUCUGGUUUCUCAACCUGGCGGUGGCCGAUCUCCUGUCCUGCCUGGCGCUGCCCAUCCUGUUUUCGUCCAUCGUCCAGCAGGGCUACUGGCCCUUUGGCAACGCUGCCUGCCGCAUCCUGCCCUCGCUCAUCCUGCUCAACAUGUACGCCAGCAUCUUGCUCCUGACCACCAUCAGCGCCGACCGCUUUGUCUUGGUGUUUAAUCCCAUCUGGUGCCAGAACUACCGAGGGCCCCAGCUGGCCUGGGCGGCCUGCAGCGUGGCCUGGGCCGUGGCCCUGCUGCUGACCGUACCCUCGUUCAUCUUCCGCGGGGUGCACACGGAGUACUUUCCGUUCUGGAUGACGUGCGGCGUGGACUACAGCGGGGUCGGGGUCCUGGUGGAGAGGGGCGUGGCCAUCCUCCGGCUGCUCAUGGGCUUCCUGGGGCCGCUGGUGAUACUGAGCAUCUGCUACACCUUCCUCCUGAUUCGGACCUGGAGCCGGAAGGCCACCCGCUCCACCAAGACGCUCAAGGUGGUGGUGGCCGUGGUGGUCAGCUUCUUUGUCCUCUGGCUGCCCUACCAGGUGACGGGGAUGAUGAUGGCUUUGUUCUACAAGCACUCGGAAAGCUUCAGACGCGUGUCCCGCCUGGACUCGCUGUGCGUGGCCGUGGCUUACAUCAACUGCUGCAUAAACCCCAUCAUCUACGUGGUGGCCGCCCAGGGGUUCCACAGCCGCUUCCUCAAGUCGCUGCCCGCCAGGCUCCGGCAGGUGCUGGCCGAGGAGUCCGUGGGCCGGGACAGCAAGUCUAUCACGCUCUCCACGGUGGACACCCCAGCGCAGAAGAGCCAGGGGGUGUGAGGGGGGCCUCCCGGCUUCCUCCUCCCACCUGUCCCUUCCCCCUCUGCUGAUUUUAACCCAGCCCCUGGUGGGGAGCUGGCCUGCGAGCGAACUCCCCUCCAUUCCUUCCUUCUUCCCCGCACCCGUCCUCCCUCACUUCCAGGAUGAACGCGUCCCUCUGGGACCCUCAACUUUCCUUUUCCAUCUGAGGACUUUGGGAAACAAGCAGAAACCAGGAUUACUCGGAGCACCUCCCGAAUAGCCCUAUGUCUGCUGCAGGUGGAGAUUGUGCAUGGGACACAGUCGAUACAUAGAAAAGAGACAAAUAGGAACAUUCUAACCUUGGGGUGCCUGGGUGGCUCGGUUAAGCAUCUGCCUUAGGCUCAGGUCAUGAUCCCAGGGUCCUGGGUUCGAGUCCUGCGUCGGGCUCCCCGCAGGGAGCCUGCUUCUCUGUCUGCCUGUGUCUCUGCAUCUCUCUCUGUGUCUCUCAUGAAUAAAUAAAUAGAAAUAUUUAAAAAAAUGAAUGAAUACAAUCUUAAAGAAAAAGAAAGAAACAGUCUAACCUUUAAAAAAAUGGUGAUGUGUUUAUUUUACAGAGACCUGGGGGAAAAAAAACCUAAGGAGCAUCUCAAAAAGUAUUCUUGUGACAGACAAAGCAAAAUUCACUGGCUAAGCUUUUCUUUUCUUUUCUUUUUCUUUUUUUUUUUUUUUUUGGCUAAGCUUUUCUGAGUUGAUUAAAAAAAAAAAAACAGUAAGUGAAGGUCUUACUAAUCGGGUUUUGAGAAAACAUAUUCAGUAAAAAGAUGUUCAAUGGAUUUGGCGAAAAGCAAGUGUGAGGACGGAGUGCCGAAGGGAGAGGCUGGGAAACAUUGGUUAGGCACCUCGGGGGAAGGCGCUCAUGGGGAAAUUUGACUUUUGACUUUGUAAACUGCUGUUUUGUG
Molecule: messenger RNA, 1994 nt
Organism: Canis lupus familiaris (dog)
Lineage: Eukaryota; Metazoa; Chordata; Mammalia; Carnivora; Canidae
Gene: C5AR1
Product: complement C5a receptor 1
Biological process (GO): complement receptor mediated signaling pathway; inflammatory response; positive regulation of cytosolic calcium ion concentration
Cellular component (GO): plasma membrane
Molecular function (GO): G protein-coupled receptor activity; complement component C5a receptor activity
Source: RefSeq, marked provisional